AUGGAUUACCUAUUUCCUUCGAGCAACAACGACACUGUAUUGACCUCUUCAAACAAGGAAGCAAAUAAUGAAAAUCUUGAUUCAAACCAUGACCAAGAGGCUGCGUUGUUUGGGCAGUUUCCGUUGCCUUUCCUUGAUGAGAUAUCUACUAGCCCAAUAAUCCAAAACCACCAACUGCAUCACCUUAGCACCGAUAGAUCAAAAACGUCCACAAGCAGCACUGCAAACGAGCCUCCGCCACCACCAUCACCUGGUAAAACAAAGCGUGCAAGGAAGAAAAGAAGUGCUGGGAAAAAAGACAGACAUAGCAAGAUUCAUACAGCUCAGGGUCUUAGAGAUAGAAGAAUGCGAUUGUCUCUCCAUAUUGCUCGCAAGUUUUUUGGUCUUCAAGAUAUGUUAGGGUUUGACAAAGCAAGUAAAACUAUUGAGUGGCUCUUUUCCAAGUCUAAGAAGGCAAUAGAAGAAGUCACCGAAGGGUUUCAAUCGCAAAACACUACUCAAAGCGUAAGCAACGAGAAUAACGAGAGGUGUCAAUCCCCUGUGUCCGAUUGCAUAGUGGAUUCGGACAUUGACUAUAAUAAUCCUUUUUCCAACAAAGGUAAACAACUGAGGCUCCAAGAUGAUAUGGACAGUUGGAACUCAAGAAAGCCAACAGAAAGUGAUGUUUUGGCAAGGGGGUCGAGGGACAAGGCAAGGGCAAGAGCAAGGGAAAGAACUCGAGAGAGAAUGAUGAUUAACCAUCUUGAGAAAUCGAAACAGCUUUUUGGAUCAAACUCUAAUGAUGAUUUUGACCAACUGCAGUUAGGGUUUUCAGUAAACCCUAAUAACCACUACAUCAAAGAAUCAUCAAAUUCUCCUCUUGAACAUUCAGGUACACAUCAUUUUUAUGAGCAGGCACAGAUGGAUGGUAUUACAGAAAAAACCGAGGACUAUUUGAGGGCUACUGCUGCAAGCUCAUCAUCAUAUUUUUCCGGAUAUGGUUACAACAAAAGUUUUGCCAACCCGCCUGCUGGUUGGUUAAAUUCUAGCAACACAUUCUUGGGUUUUCUUGGAGGUUGGGAUUCAGAGAACAUCAGACUGGAAUCUGACAACUACGGGAUUUUACCAAAUACUGCUUCAUCAACAGCUGAUAUUCAUGAACAAAGUCUUAGCUCCGUUAUUUAUCCUCACACCAAUCUUUUGCAUUUCCAACCCCAAAACCAAAGAGAUUAA
Molecule: messenger RNA, 1212 nt
Organism: Lactuca virosa
Lineage: Eukaryota; Viridiplantae; Streptophyta; Magnoliopsida; Asterales; Asteraceae
Source: the annotation of a GenBank genome assembly